This is a messenger RNA of Acanthosepion pharaonis, 1077 nucleotides long. The record is from the annotation of a GenBank genome assembly. Lineage: Eukaryota; Metazoa; Mollusca; Cephalopoda; Sepiida; Sepiidae.
AUGUGCUUUCUUUUUUCUUCGCAACGAAAGCACAAUGCCCAAAUUUACGUAUCUAAAAAUACUACUGUCCGUUCUCCUUUCUCUCUUGUUUUUGUAUCUUUUUUAGUUCAUCUUUCACACUCCUACCACCAUUUUUUCCCUUAUUCUCUCUUUUGCUUACUUUCUAAUAAACUCAUUUCUGUUUUUCUCAGUUCCAAAGUAAUUAUCUAUUAUCUAACUCUGCUCAUAUCUGUCUAUCAAUAUCUGUUCAUAUCUGUCCUUCUAUAUUCAUCUAUCUAUCUAUCUAUCUAUCUAUCUAUCUAUCUAUCUAUCUAUCUAUCUAUCUUUGUUCAUAUCUGUGUAUAUCAGUUCAUAUCUAUCUAUAUUUGUUCAUAUCUGUUUAUAUCUGUUCAUAUCUAUCUAUCUAUCUAUCUAUCUAUCUAUCUAUCUGUCUGUCUGUUCCCUAUCUAUUUAUCUAUCUAUCUAUAUUUGUUCAUAUCUGUCUAUAUCAGUUCAUAUCUAUCUAUAUUUGUUCAUAUCUGUCUAUAUCUGUUCAUAUCUAUCUAUCUAUCUAUCUAUCUAUCUAUCUAUCUAUCUAUCUAUCUAUCUAUCUAUCUAUAUCUGUUCGUAUCUGUCUGUUCGUAUCUAUCUAUCUAUCUAUCUAUCUAUCUAUCUAUCUAUCUAUCUAUCUAUCUAUCUAUCUAUCUAUAUCAGUUCAUAUCUAUCUAUCUAUCUAUCUAUCUAUCUAUCUAUCUAUCUAUAUCAGUUCAUAUCUAUCUAUCUAUCUAUCUAUCUAUCUAUCUAUCUAUCUAUAUCAGUUCAUAUCUAUCUAUCUAUCUAUCUAUCUAUCUAUCUAUCUAUCUAUCUAUAUCUAUAUCAGUUCAUAUCUAUCUAUCUAUCUAUCUAUCUAUCUAUCUAUCUAUAGCCUACUCCAACUUUCCACAAGCACCAAAGGCAUUACCACCACGUUUAAAAGCAAAUAAAAGUACUUCGUCAACGUCAGUUUCUGUGACGAAGGUGGGGCCUUCGUCACCCCUCCUUUCAUCUGACACCACCAUCACCGCCACAAACGGUGGUGUUUUUCCACUGACUUUGUAA